Echinostoma caproni is the source of this 447-nucleotide messenger RNA. The record is from the annotation of a GenBank genome assembly. NCBI's taxonomy places the organism in Eukaryota, Metazoa, Platyhelminthes, Trematoda, Plagiorchiida, Echinostomatidae.
CUCGUCUACGAAAUAUCCGAAUCGGUACAAUUGAGCAUUCCCUAUAUUCCAACAUUUUUGGCCUAUCGUGAAGUGGACUCGUACGAGCGCCUGUAUACCCAAGCCACUCGACGCCACGCAAAUCAACUACCCCAUAUACUCAUGGUGGAUGGCAACGGAACGCUUCAUCCACGCGGAUUCGGUUGUGCUUGUCUUGUGGGCUAUCGACUGAAUUGUCCCACGAUUGGGGUGGCCAAAAAUUUGUUGGAAACGGUAGAAAAUAAAUUUACGGAUCCAUCGUUGAUCAGACCUAAAUGGUCUGUAUCAGAUAAGGUUAGUGUGUUUUCACAUCAAGUUAAUUUGUACCAACGUCUUGCAGUACAUAGAUGGCUUUCCUGCAAUUUCUACAAGUUUUAUUUUACUCUGUUGGUGGUGACUUUUUUUAACAGCGUUCCACACUCGGGUUAA